Cajanus cajan (pigeon pea) is the source of this 4769-nucleotide messenger RNA. Lineage: Eukaryota; Viridiplantae; Streptophyta; Magnoliopsida; Fabales; Fabaceae. The record is from RefSeq and is a predicted model, not a curated record.
UUAUUCAGCCCAAUAGUCCACCACAUAGGGUGGGUUAGGGUCUCACCUGGGAGAAAAGAAAAUCGAAGAAGGGUUAGGGCUUGCCGGCUUGCGAUUUCUUCUCUGUCUCCGCUCUCCGCGCUCUUCUAUUCGCGACCCAACAGUCUAGCACCGCCACCGUGAUCCGUCGCGCCACGCGCACCGCCACCGUGCACCACCACCACGCACUGCCACUGUGCAGGUGCUUGAAGUCGCAACAGGAAAUAAAUCACUGCAUGAUAGUGCCCAUGAGAACUUCUUUUCUCAGUGGCAAGCAUUUUGGGUGAUUUGGAAUAUCAGCGUCAAACUUACUGCUCCUACGGUUGCAGCACAAAAAUGGGUAGUAGUGAUAGUAGAUUUUGAAAUUGAGCAUGCGCAGAAACCCCAAAAGAACAUGCAGAGAUUUUCAGCGCUUUUCUUCAGAAAACGUGGUGUUUCUCCCCUUUUAUCGAGAAAAUCACUAGUAAUCAGACACAAAAACACCAUAUGCCAUUUUUUCUCCACUACCUCCGAUGCAAGUUCUCAAACCUCUUCCCAGUGCCCACCAAAUUCCAAUUCUAAAUGCUCAACAUUUGCCAAUAGCAACAUCAACAAUAGCAUAGCAAGCCAAUUUGGCCUGAUUCACCUAGAAGAGAUUUCAAUAAACCAGCCAAACGAUCAAUGCCAUGACGAGUUUGCUUCUGAUGUGGAAAAGGUUUAUAGAAUAUUGAGAAAGUACCAUUCUAGGGUUCCCAAAUUGGAACUAGCUUUGAGAGAAUCUGGGGUUUUUGUGAGGCCUGGAUUAACCGAGCGUGUGUUGAAUAGGUGUGGUGAUGCCGGGAAUUUGGCGUACAGGUUUUAUGCCUGGGCCUCUAAGCAAUCCGGUCAUCAACAUGAUCAAGACGUGUAUAAAGCAAUGAUUAAGGUUUUGGGUAGGAUGCGGCAGUUUGGUGCUGUGUGGGCACUGAUUGAGGAAAUGAGGGAGGAGAACCCUCACUUGAUUUCGCCGCAAGUUUUUGUUAUUUUGAUGAGGAGGUUUGCCUCGGCUAGGAUGGUUCACAAGGCAAUUGAGGUGUUGGAUGAGAUGCCCAAGUACGGGUGUGAGCCAGAUGAAUAUGUUUUUGGAUGUUUGUUGGAUGCAUUGUGCAAGAAUGGAAGUGUUAAGGAAGCUGCUUCACUCUUUGAGGACAUGAGGUAUCGGUGGAAACCGGAUCUGAAGCAUUUUACUUCGUUGUUGUAUGGUUGGUGUAGGGGAGGGGAGCUUAUGGAGGCUAAACAUGUCCUUGUGCAGAUGAAGGACGCGGGCAUUGAACCGGAUAUUGUGGUUUUUAACAAUUUGCUUGGUGGGUAUGCACAGGCUGGGAAAAUGGGGGAUGCUUAUGAUCUUUUGAAAGAGAUGAAGAGGAAGGGUUGUGAACCGAAUGCAACAUCCUACACGGUUUUGAUCCAGUCGCUAUGUAGACAUGAGAGGUUGGAGGAGGCAACACGGGUGUUUCUUGAGAUGCAGAGAAAUGGUUGUCAGGUGGAUGUUGUGACGUAUUCCACUUUGAUAAGUGGAUUUUGCAAAUGGGGAAAAAUCAAAAGGGGUUAUGAGCUUUUGGAUGAGAUGAUACAACAAGGGCAUUCCCCAAAUCAGGUUAUUUAUCUGCAUAUCAUGGUGGCUCAUGAGAAGAAGGAAGAACUGGAAGAAUGUAUGGAACUGGUGAAAGAGAUGCAGAAGAUUGAUUGUGCUCCUGAUCUUAACAUCUAUAAUACAGUCAUUAGGUUGGCUUGCAAGUUGGGAGAGGUAAAGGAAGGUGUUCGGCUUUGGAAUGAAAUGGAAUCAAGUGGGCUCAGUCCAGGAACUGACACCUUUGUCAUCAUGAUUAAUGGGUUUCUUGAGCAAGGCUGUCUAGUCGAAGCUUGCGAGUAUUUCAAAGAGAUGGUAGGGAGAGGGCUUUUUACUGCUCCGCAAUAUGGUACCUUGAAGGAGUUGAUGAAUUCUCUUCUAAGAGCUGAGAAGCUUGAAAUGGCCAAAGAUGUUUGGAAUUGCAUCACAGGUUCUAUAGGGUGUCAGCUGAAUGUGAGUGCAUGGACAAUCUGGAUUCAUGCUCUCUUUUCAAAAGGGCAUGUGAAAGAGGCUUGUUCAUUCUGUAUAGACAUGAUGGAUAAGGAUUUAAUGCCACAGCCAGAUACUUUUGCAAAGCUUAUGCGUGGUCUGAAGAAAUUAUAUAAUAAACACUUUGCAGAAGAGAUCACGGAGAAGGUGAGGAAAAUGGCAGCUGAUAGGCAGAUUACAUUCAAGAUGUAUAAACGGAGAGGAGAGAGGGACUUGAAAGAAAAGGCAAAGGAGAAAAAGGAUGGGAGGAAGAGGAGGGCUAGACAACGCCAAUGGGGUGGUGUCCAUCAGAAAUUAUAAUUUGCAUCAGUGAAGCUUGAUGUAAAAUCUGUAGGAAUCCUGGUGGUUUCUGGCAAGAAUUUGGUCUAGCAAUUCAAUUGAAUGGAAAUUAAAUGAUUUUACUUCAUUAUUUGUACUCGGAGAAAAUUUGAUGACAUUAGAGGAGGUGCUUUUCCUUGAGAUUGGAGGCCCAGUGUGGCACUACGCCAAGGGAAUUGGGUUAUGUAAUUAGUUUAUCGGAUUUUUAGCAUUUUUGUCUGAUAUGUAUUUGCAGUUUUGCACAUAUCAACUGAAGUAUGGAAAAAUUUUGAGCACAAAUACUCCUCCUAAGCAUUUAUCCGAAGCCUGACUACCUAUUGGAGAAAACAGUGAAAGGAGUCCAGCUUGUUUUCUGUUGUGGUAUAACUGCUUCUUUUCAUCAGAAUUAAUUUUCCUUAAUUCAUGUCAAUGGAAGAGAGAGAGAGAGAGAGCAAGAGGAGAGCGUAGAAGACAAAGAAAAGUUUGAAUUACAGAAGUUUUGCAGAAUUGGAUUUACAGCAACUAUAUUUAUCAAAAAAUUAUUUUCCCAUGUGUAUGCAGCUUUCUUUCUUUAUUUUUUCUGACCCAUUUUUUGUUAUCUAUUUGUUCUAACUUGAAUAACUUCAUGGAUGUAGAAUGUAGAGUCAAAUCAGUUGAAUAAUUUCAUGGAUGUAACUGUUGAGUCAAAUCAGUUGAGUAACUUCCUGGGUGGUUGUUGAUAGCACUUGCAAAAUUUUUAAGUGACUUCCAGAAUUAAUUUAGAGGAAACAGAAAUCUCAAAUCUCAGUACUUUAUCAUCCAAUUUAACUGUACAACCUUAGUUUUAGAAAACUGUUUAGACCAAGUCGAAGACCAUUGUUACUCUCAGCGGAAACAUUCUAAGCUUGAAAUGUGUGAUUAAUUUUGCAGCACAUAUUAUGCAGAAUGCAAACAUUUUAUGGCAGUAAUAAAUGCUUAGAUCCGGUGGUCAAGUGUAAAAUGUUAAAAUAUUAUCCCCAUGCCCAAGGAGCUCUGAACACGUGGAUUCUCAUUUAAAUGAUAAGUAACAAAUAUGCUCUCUAAGUAGAUGCAAGUAGCUUCUAGAUUGUCUGAUUUUUAAUUAUUAGUUUUUACAUAUGCAACUGCUGGCCGAUUUUGAUUGUUUUGAAGAACAUGGAUUUUGUGCACUGCCAAAUUAAAGAGAAUAAUUAUUUUUACUCAUCCGGGUCUUGUAUGUAGGUUUUUUAAAAAACAGAUUGCUUUUUGUCAUUGAUUCAGCUCUUGCCAUCCUUCUUUUUGUUGAUGAUUGUUUGUUGUUUAAGCUAUACCUAGAUAGUAUAAUUUGUAUCCAUUCUCUUGCACUAGUUUACUCUAUACCGAUAGGGUGUUAUGUUGUUACACUCUAAAUAGAUUGCAUUAGUUUAUAUAUAUGUAGAUAGUAUUUCAUUUUUGUAUCAGAACGCAAUGCAGAACAUGGUGAGCAGGUUGCCUUUCCUGGUGUAGCUGAUCCAGCAUGUGUUGUUGUUGAUCCUGGUGUAGCUGCUUCUGUUUAUUCAAUGUUGGUGCAGUCACUGCUACUGAUUCUGAUGCUAAGCAAAAAGUUUGGAAUUUUGCAGCAAUUGAUGAGGCUGGUUCAGCUUCUGAACCUGAUCCUGAUUAUACUGUUCCUCCGGUGCCUAAACAUUUGCAGGGAAAAUCAAUGGCUCAACUAGAGAGAUUGGUUACUGUCCCAUCUGAAGCACCUAAAUCCUUAAGUUCCAAUUCUGAUAUGCCUAGCUUGGAGGACUUAUCAGAUUCUGAACUUGUAGCUCCUAGGCAGAUUGGUGUCUCUCUGGUGUUCGUCCAGUCUCCCUUUCCUUGGAGGAGUUUGAUCCUUGUGUUCUGCAAGAUUUACAGAUUCUUGCAGACAGUGGCUUUAAUUGGGAUGAUAGUAAGGCUCUUGAGGUGGCUCCGGUUCAUAAGGGUCAGAAUAAAAAGUAAAAGCUAUCAGCUCCUAGAACCAGAUCUAGAGCUGCCAAAUUUUCAUGAUUUGAUAUAUCAUUGUUGCAUGAUUUGGUUUAGUCUUUGGCUUGAUCUCUGGUUGCUGGUUGGAGAAGUAUAGUUCAGCAUUUGCUGCAGUUCUUGUUGCUAAUUUUGGUGAUGUAAUAGAUCAUUGCAUAUUGGUUCUAAAAAUUGUUCAAAAUAGGAGCAGCUGUUUGGUCUGGUGCUGGUUUUUUGGCUGUUAGAGAGUUGCUGGUCCAGCAUUGGUUUGGCAGAUGCAUUGUCUUGAAUCUGCUCAAAUCCUGAUUUAGCUGUUGGUGCUGAUCCAUGAGCCAUAUUGGUGACUGUUGACUGAUCUGAUAUGGCUCGUGGCUGAUUAAUCUUUUUCGUACCUUUUUCUGCUGGUGGGUUUGGCUUA